AUGACUAGAAUAGUCUGUAGUGUAUUAGUCAUAUCUAUUUUUGUAUCAGCGGCUAUUGCUGGCGGUAAUUCCGAUUGCACUGAAAUAACUGCAAAUUUUGAAAAUCUUUCGCAAGGAUUACAAACUCAGUUUUACGAUUUGAUUACCCUCUCAUCACACCGUCCUGAACAAGAAAUUAUUUUAGCAGUGAAGGAAGAAACUCUUGACAUCUUAAAUACAUAUCCGGACCUUGGUGAGAAUGAUGUUGAUUCGCUGUAUUUUAUUGAUUCUAAAGGAGAUUCAGGAGCUAUUUGUAUAAUCAAAUUUAUUAACACAACUGACGCAUAA
Molecule: messenger RNA, 327 nt
Organism: Chironomus riparius
Lineage: Eukaryota; Metazoa; Arthropoda; Insecta; Diptera; Chironomidae
Source: the annotation of a GenBank genome assembly